Molecule: messenger RNA, 1820 nt
Organism: Brienomyrus brachyistius
Lineage: Eukaryota; Metazoa; Chordata; Actinopteri; Osteoglossiformes; Mormyridae
Exons: 5
Coding region: 187-1089 (300 amino acids)
Source: RefSeq, a predicted model, not a curated record
UUGUCCCUGAUCGAGUUGCCUGCCUGCUAACUGAUGUCACAUCCAGGACACAUGCCGUAAAUGCAUUGCACCUGCAGGGGCUUUCGGGCUGGAGCCACAAAGCCAUCUGCUGCUGCUUGCUCCCAGCUACCUUCUGCCAUUGGCUUGGAGACAUGAGGAUAUCAGACUUGAUGGAGCAGCAAUGACAUGGACUGCCCACACUCACCAGCAAACCGGUCACCUCCCCCGGCCAUCUUAGAGGAAGACAAGGGAGAGGAAGAGAUGAAGGCAGGGCAUGAGCACCUGAAGGACGCUAUGGGGGAUGAGGACUUGGAGCUGCUGAAAGAGUCCUACCAGGGCUUGGAGAACCUGCGCUGGAGUCUGAGGGCUGUAGAACAGGCCGUGUACCUCAGUCUGCCUGCAUGGAUACAAGGAGCAUUGCUAUGCAACCUUGUAGCACCUCUGGGUCUAGCUGGGAUCCACAACAGCUUCCCAGCACGUCUCCUAUCCUACAUCCUUCUCCCCUACAUGCUUCCAGCCACCAUCUUCAUCUUUGCCAGCCAGAGUGUGUUUGUGCGUGCUUGGAGGUGGAUUUCUUUCCCUUUUAGGACACUCCAGCGGCUGAGUAAGCUUACAGAAAGCUCCCUUUGCCUGUGGCGGAGCCUAAGGCAGACUGUGCCGAACGCAAUCAAUGUCGCCUCCUCCUGUUUGCAUAGGCUGUGGGUCCCAGUUCCCCAUGCUAGAGUCCUGGCAGAGCAGGAACGUUCUGACCAGGCCAACCCGGUGCAUCAGCGGUCCUCGCUGAACAUGCAGCUCUCCACGCCUGGCUUCCACACUCCUGUCGACCCCACCACUGAUACCAUAAGCUACUCCUUUCUCUUCAACCUGGCCCUGGGGAUGGGUAGUCAGCCAAAUACCCCCCUCCUGCCAAACACCAGGCCCAUUCUCCUGGAGCUGGAGUUUAACGCAGAUGUUGAGGUAGAAGCAGAGAAAAUGGGCAAAGGGGGACAGCCAGGUGAUGGCACUUCUCCACGCAUCUCCUUCUUGGAGCUGGAUAAUGUUAAUGAUGAGGGGGGGACCACUGCAGAUGGAGGUGAGGAAAAGCCCUAGAACAGAGCUACACCAUCCUACUACAAAGCCCAACUGUCUGGUGUCACCAUUGAGUAGACAUGUGCUUGGCGGUCUGCAGGAGAUGCUUCUGACAGUGACAAAGGCAUGGCGAACCAGCCGCACCCAAAGAGCAAUGUGAAUCGUCAGCCUCUCCCUUUAGCCUGCUACUUCUCCAAUAUUUGGCCACCUGCUAUGAUAUAUAGUACUGGCUGUGGGACAUCACCAGCAAAAAUCAUGUGAUUACACAAAGACAGGUCAUGUGACCGCAGUGCCUGUGCAGUGUUGGUGAGCCCACUGCUUCUAAGAGCUCUCACUAAAAGCACCGUGACAAAAAGUGCCACUGAGCCUGUUUCGGUUAUUUGACUAACCAAUCAAAAAGCAUACACCAGUCUGUUCCAUAAACCUGCACCUGGCCAACCGACCUUUAGAUUUAGAAAUAUUUAAUCCUGAUUAUUUAACCUGAAACACUCAUCAGUUAAUGUUACUUUAUUAUUCAUAAUUUCAUUCAUUUAAUUUAGAAAAGAUUGACUUUUUUUGUAAACAACAGUUCUCUUAUCGUAACACUUUCAGAGAACUUAAAGCUAACGCACAAUUUCAGUUAUUUAUAACACUUUUAUUAGCAGCAAAAGUAGGUCUUCAGACAAUGUGACUGCAUUGCUCACAGUAAAACAGUACAAAAUCUUCCUGGCACAUUUCAUAAAUAAAUGCAUAAUUUCUUUUCCAAAAAAUAA